AUGGGUACAUCAAUUUGUGUUAAAGGAUCCAAAUAAACUCAAGAGGAAAUAAAAACAAGGUCGUAAUGCUUAAGUAAAAUAAUUGGCCCACCCCAUUUAUUUAAACCUACUCCAGUUAUCAGUAUUUUAAUAACUGAUGAAUAGGUUGAGAAGGAGGAAUCUCCAAAAAAUGAAUUAUCUCAAUCAUAAAAUGGCAGACGGAGUGAACAGCUCUAGUUUUAUACAGCUUAACAAUCUGAAGAGAUUGACAGCUAACAAUAAAAUCCCUGGAUAAAGAAAAAUUUUGCCAUUGAAGCCAUCAAUAUAUCCAAAUUUAAAAAUGAUGAUAUGAAUAAUUCUAACAAUGGCAAUCUAAAUGGCAAUCUAAAUAAUUCUUUUGAACAAAAAAAUCCAAUGGCUGAACCCUCUAAACAUAAGCCUGCACUUAGGAAAAGGAGUGGAUAAGAGAGUUCAAAUAUUUCAAUUUCUGUUGGCUCUUAAAGAUCCAUUAAAAAGGUUUCUUUUGACAAAAAAUAACAAGUUGUAUACACAAAAUACAAAAAUUGA
This is a messenger RNA of Paramecium octaurelia, 546 nucleotides long. The record is from the annotation of a GenBank genome assembly. Lineage: Eukaryota; Ciliophora; Oligohymenophorea; Peniculida; Parameciidae.